Halichondria panicea is the source of this 1959-nucleotide messenger RNA. RefSeq lists its product as uncharacterized. The record is from RefSeq and is a predicted model, not a curated record. The transcript has 8 exons. Bases 844 to 1848 code for a protein of 334 amino acids. Lineage: Eukaryota; Metazoa; Porifera; Demospongiae; Suberitida; Halichondriidae.
AGUUGAGCUCUGGAUGAGCUCCUCUCCUCGCUCUAAUCUAGAUAGAAUAGUGAUUGUGUGAAAAUAACCAGAUUUUUGUUGGCUGCUAAUUGGUUCUCAGUCUGUGAUCACUCGGGCUCAACAACUGUACUCAUUGUCCUUGGAAGAAUGUGGAGCUCUCAUGUACUGAUACUGCUGCUGUAAUUUGGCAGGGCAGUGCUUUUACAAGGCAGUGUCCCAAUGAGAGUGACACUAUCACAGUAAUUGCAGCUCAGGCUGUUGUCGGGAGCACUACCACAUGUGGAAACUUCACAGCUAAUGUGACUGGCUUAACUCCGAGUCCUGUACAAGGUUUAAACAUUGUUGCUGUCAGUCUAACUUUCAGAGCUGAUGUGUCAUUGAACAGGACCACUGUGCAGUGUGAAGAUGCUAAUCGUAACGAUGCUCUACUAGUAAACAAACUUCUUGAUAUACCAGUAACCACCACACCAACAUUGCUGUUGAGCCAAAACUCACAGUCUAUAGCUGGAGUGGCUUUUGUGAUUGAUGAUGCCCGGUGUGUCACGACCUAUCAUGUCAUUGUGACUCAGGAGGGUGGUCCCUCAACCAGUGUGUCCAGAUCAUCAUCACCAGUGAUCGUGGGUGAUUUGGACUUGUGCUGAGUCAUGGAGGUGGUGUACCCCACAAAGCUGUAGCUGUAUCUUCCCCCACUGUGCUGGCAUCCACCCUACCGUCACACCAAUGACUCCAAUGGGGCCUCUAGCUAUACUGCUGUGGGUAGCUCAAUCACUCUAAUUAAUCCAGGAAUCUGAGGUGCAAUCACGUACCUAUCAGUACACUAAUGGUAAUGGAGUUGUUUCUUUAAUGAUGAGUUUCACUGGUGUCUUUUUUAUGAUCAAAUUGCCUGGAGCGGAGGGUCAAGUUAUCCAAGUCACUGUGAUGUUCAUGAAUGAACAGUGUAGCAGUUUUGAAUCAGCCAAUUAUAUUAUUCCAAGCUCGGAAAUAUCUAACGUAACUCAAGGUGAAACUACUGCUACCAGUCACAGUAUCACAGUCACUCUACCACUAACGGUGUACCCAUCUGGGGAACUACUAAUCGUUUCGACUGUAUCACCUCCUGACAGUGCUCUUAUAAUGAACAACUUUACGGGACCCUCGAUAAAAUACACAGUGGCAUUCAAUAAUCUGAAGCCAGCUACUGAAUACAUCUUCAGCAUAAGGAUUGUCCUUCGCACUGACAAUACAAUGAAUGUGGUUGCACCGGUGACUGGAGUGUUCACCAUGCACAGCACCCAUUUUUUCUCCCCAGUUCCAUCUGUAAUGAUCAUCAGCAGUGCUGGACAGCAAACGUCAUCUCCAGCCUACACUGUCACUCUAACUCUACCUGUGAUCAGUUAUCCUCGCAGUGAACUUAUUAUCAUCUCCACCCUUACCCUGGCUGAUGCGGCACCAAUCACCGAUGACUACCCGCUGUCCUCGCAAUACUUUGUUACAUUCCAUGGUAUAAAUGCCGGUGUGGAGUAUUCGUAUGUAAUUAGGAUUGUGCUACGAAGGAGAAACAGUAUUAAUGUGUCCAUUCCAUUGACAGGAUCAUUCACAAUAAUGACAUCCUUCUCAACUGGAGCUACUGUUGCCCUCACAUUUGCCCUGACGUUCCUGUUGACUCUGAUUCUUGUAGUGUCCCUUGGUGUCCUCGGUGUGCUGGCAGUUAACAAGUGUAGGAGGUCCGAGAAGGUAAAUCUGCACUCUGAAACUGAAAUGAGACCACCACCUGUGAUAUAUGAAGAGCCUGAGGCCAUUAAACCAGACCCCCUAGCUCACCCAGGGGAAUGCUGCAUAUGGAGAAAUAGUUUACUGAACAUUUCAUAACUGAACUAACUUCCCACAGAUUACAUGCAUGAUGCGCAAUAUGAUUUUAGCUGAAGUAUAGAUUCACUCCUCCAUAUAAACACUGUACAUAAUUAUUAGCAAAUGAAUUCA